Hibiscus syriacus is the source of this 701-nucleotide messenger RNA. RefSeq names its product E3 ubiquitin-protein ligase RING1-like. Gene Ontology annotation, biological process: protein ubiquitination. Gene Ontology annotation, cellular component: cytoplasm. The transcript has a single exon. Gene Ontology annotation, molecular function: zinc ion binding; ubiquitin protein ligase activity. NCBI's taxonomy places the organism in Eukaryota, Viridiplantae, Streptophyta, Magnoliopsida, Malvales, Malvaceae. The record is from RefSeq and is a predicted model, not a curated record. The coding region runs from base 51 to 686 and encodes 211 amino acids.
GCUUUGGAUUCUUCUUCCUCCAACCUCGAUUGUAGUUUAACCGGAAAAACAUGUCUCUAAGCCCUCGUCGACAUGACGCCGAUUUUGGCCGACGAAUUUGUUGGGAAUCGGGCCCUGAAAAUGGACCUUGGAUCACUCUCAGUUUCAUUGAACCACAGGUCCAGCAGCCAAGUAAUGCAGGCACUGAAGAGUUAACCACCAAACCGGCCCCUUCCGCCAUCGGAGCAUUGCCGACGGUGAACAUCACUGAGAACCAUGUAGCCAACACCAAUCAUUGCGCUGUUUGCAGAGAUGAGUUCGAGGUCGGUGGAGAAGCAAUAAAGCUACCUUGCAAGCAUUUGUACCACCCGGAUUGCAUCGUGUCGUGGUUGAACAUUAAAACCACAUGUCCCAUUUGUCGUUUCAAGAUCGACGGGGAUUCUAAUAACACUGCCAGUGAUGACGCCUACGAAACUAGUGAGAUGAAUCAUCGGGACAUCGGUCUUGGUGUUGAAGAUCUGGCAAAUGGCGUAACUUGGCUGCUCUCUUCGAGGCCUCUUCGCAUAUUUUCUCAUUGGACACGCAGAUAUCUUGAUCUUCUCGAUAGCAUGAUCAGUCACCAUAAUUUUACUCGAGAGGGUAGGAUCUGCUACCAGAGCUUAAUCACCUGCAUGUUCACUGUUUACAUUACUGUCAUUGCUAAGUAAUUGAUGCAUAUGCAU